This is a messenger RNA of Eucalyptus grandis, 927 nucleotides long. RefSeq lists its product as hypothetical. The record is from RefSeq and is a predicted model, not a curated record. The transcript has a single exon. Lineage: Eukaryota; Viridiplantae; Streptophyta; Magnoliopsida; Myrtales; Myrtaceae. The coding region runs from base 251 to 676 and encodes 141 amino acids.
AAUGCCAAAUGCCUAGCUCCACAUGGAAACAACUCUCUUGAUAACGAAAUGAUGCAUUAUGCCCACAUGAUAUAAACCCCACACAAAUCUUCCUCCAUUUUUUUUCUCCUCCACCUUCCCAACAUGUUAUAUUAGAGAAGGACAAUUUCGACUCAAUAUUAUCCCACAAGCUGUGGCCAUCUCAGGCUCAAAGACCCCAUCACCAGCCUCACCACCAACGCCAACGCCAAUACCACCACCAACAACAACGAUGACGACAAAGGCACCUCCUUUGAUUGAAGUGGAGACUGCAAAAUGUUUUUCUUGUGGAUUCACAGAGGAAUGCACCCCUGCGUAUAUCCUCAGGAUUCGAGAACAGUACCGAGGAAGAUGGAUUUGUGGGCUCUGCAUUCAGGCGGUGAAGGAUGAGGUCUUGAGAGCGGACAGACUCAUAUCUACGGAAGAGGCAUUGAAUAGACACAUCAGCUUCUGCAAGAAGUUCAAGUCAUCCAAUCCCAUGAAGGAGACAGAGCACCCCAUCUUUGCCAUGGGGAAACUGAUCCGGCGUAGCUUGGAUUCUCCAAGGACCCUCCGGUCAAAUUCAAGCAGUGAUUUGCAAGGGAUCGAUGCGGUCGGGAGAAUCACUACGCCAUCGCUUCUUCGGUCAGAGAGCUGCAUCUCUUCUAUAUCCAGCUGAUUGAGGUAUAAAAAAAAAUAUAUAUGUAUCUACGUGGAGCAGAGACACUCUGCUUCUGAUAUAGGCAUCAAGGUUUUAUGCUCUUCCUGUAAUUUAAAUUACUGGAUGAUAAACUGAAUUUGGCUAUGCAUAUGCUGAUUUCUUAUGUACAUAUGACACCCCGAUCUGAUGUCUUUGGUAGGUAUCCUCAUGUAGUCAUGUUGAUGAUUUGAUCUUUGUCAUGUAGUCAUGUUGAUGAUGUGAUCUUUGUA